AUGGCCAAUGUUAUCCUCACAGAGAAGAUCGGUCUGGGAUGGGCAGCAUUCCACUGGCAGUCAAACGUAAAUGUACAACAUGUCGGUGUGGACGACAUGGUACUGCUCAGCAAGCUUUCAGAACAAUCUAUUGCUGAUAAUCUGAAGAAAAGACUUCAUGGAAAUAGUAUUUUUACUUAUAUUGGUCCUGUACUUAUUUCGGUGAACCCCUUCAAACAAAUGCCAUAUUUCACUGAAAAGGAAAUGGAUCAGUAUCAAGGAGCUGCACAGUAUGAAAAUCCACCACAUAUCUAUGCUUUAGCCGAUAACAUGUACAGGAAUAUGCUGAUAGAUAACGAGUCUCAAUGUGUGAUAAUUAGUGGUGAAAGUGGUGCUGGAAAAACAGUUGCUGCCAAAUAUAUUAUGAGUUACAUCGCCCGGAUAUCAGGUGGUGGACCAAGAGUUCAGCAUGUCAAAGAUGUGAUCCUGCAAUCAAACCCUCUUUUGGAAGCGUUUGGAAAUAGCGCUACGAUCCGAAAUUGGAAUUCUUCACGUUUCGGCAAGUACGUUCAGAUAGUUUUUGGCCGAGGAGGAGAACCAAUUGGUGGCAAGGUUACGAACUUUCUUCUUGAAAAAUCACGUGUGGUUCGACAAAAUCGUGGUGAUCGGAAUUUCCACAUUUUCUAUCAACUCUGCGCUGGUGCAGACAAAAACAUCAGAUCAACACUUGGCAUCGGAGAUCUCGAUUACUUCAACUACCUUAAUCACAGCGGCCAUGCGAUGAAAGUUGUGGGCAUAAGCGAAGAGGUACAGUUGGAAAUUCUUAAAAUUGUGUCAGCCAUACUGCACAUUGGAAACAUCACAUUUGUGGAGGAAAGGAACUUUGCCGCGAUUGAAGCCCCAGACUUCUUACAAUUUCCUGCAUUUCUUCUUGGUCUUUCAACAGAAGCCAUCCAACAAAAGCUCACUGCCCGAAUGAUGGAAAGCAAAUGGGGAACGAAAACGGAACGAAUAGAUGUCACAUUAAAUGUGGAACAAGCAAAUUACACUCGCGAUGCAUGGGUGAAAGCUCUUCAUUCGCGACUGUUCGACUACCUAGUGGCCGCUGUUAAUGACGCUAUAGAAGUUGCCGACGGUCAAGAUACGGGUCUUUCAAUUGGAAUUCUAGACAUCUAUGGGUUCGAAAUUUUUGAAAACAAUGGAUUCGAGCAAUUCUGUAUCAACUUUGUCAACGAGAAACUGCAGCAGAUUUUCAUUGAGCUUACUUUGAAAGCCGAACAAGAGGAAUACGUACGGGAACAGAUUCGUUGGCAAGAAAUUGACUACUUCAAUAACAAAGUUGUCUGCGAUCUUAUUGAAGCAAAACGACCACCUGGGAUCAUGUGCAUACUGGAUGACGUCUGCGCCCAGAAUCACGGACAAUCUGAAGGUGUCGAUGCACAAUUGCUGAGUAGUCUCAACAAAACUUUCAUUCAACAUCCCCACUAUCAAAGCGGAGCUGAAUGCUUUUUGGUAAAGCACUACGCUGGUGAUGUUGUCUACAGCGUUGACGGGUUUUGUGAACGCAACAGAGAUGUUCUCUAUCCGGAUCUCAUCCUUCUAAUGCAGCAAAGUUCAAAUGCAUUCCUCCGCUCCCUCUUCCCUGAAAAUGUGAAUGCCACCGCAGGAAAACGGCCGACUACAGCAUCAACAAAGAUCAGGAAUCAAGCCAACGCUUUGGUCGAGUCUCUGAUGAAAUGUACACCACACUAUGUCCGAUGUAUUAAGCCGAAUGAGACGAAGAAACCCGGCGACUGGGAUGACCAGAGAGUUCGUCACCAAGUUGAAUAUCUCGGUCUUCGUGAAAAUAUUCGGGUACGACGGGCUGGAUUUGCUUAUCGUAGGGCUUUCGAGAAAUUCCUAUGGCGAUAUGCGAUUCUGACCAGUGAAACAUGGCCAACCUAUCGCGGUGAUCCACGCCAGGGUUGCCAGAUCAUCUGCCGCAGUGUGAGCAUGGAUCCCGAUCAAUAUCAAAUGGGAACGAGCAAAAUAUUCAUCAAAAACCCAGAAUCGCUGUUCUUACUGGAAGAGGUUCGUGAAAAGAAAUACGACGGUUUUGCCAGAAAGAUUCAGAAAGCAUGGCGGCAGUUCAACGCCAGAAAACACCAUACGAAACAAAAGGAACAAGCAUCUGAUCUUCUAUUUGGCAAGAAAGAACGGCGACGUUAUUCACUGAAUCGAAACUUUGUCGGCGAUUACAUUGGCCUGGAACAUCACCCCGUCCUCCAGAGUCUUGUUGGCAAACGGGAACGAGUGGAUUUCGCCAAUACUGUGAUCAAGUAUGACCGGCGAUUCAAGACCUCAAAGCUGGAUAUGCUUCUCACCGCAAAACAUCUUACAUUGAUUGGACGAGAAAAAUCGAAGAAUAAAGCCGACAAGGGUCGCUUGAUCGAAGUGGUCAAACGGCAGAUCGAUCUGGCACACAUCGCAUCGAUAGGCCUAUCCCCAUAUCAGGACGAUUUUGUCAUCAUCAAUGUUCGUGAUAACUACACCUCAUUGAUAGAGACCCCAUUCAAGACGGAAUUUAUCACUUCGUUAAGCAAACACUUCAGAGAACGAACCCGUGGAGGUAUUCUUCAGCUCGAAUUUGCUACUAGUCAUACGAUCACUUUGAAAAAGACCCGAUUCGGUGGCGGCACCCGGACCGUACAGUUCCAUUUGUCUGGUGGUAGUGCACAAUGUGAACUGAAACCCGAGGGUAAAACAUUGCACGUAACCAUUGGGAAGGGAUUACCCAAUACCACACGUCCAUCCAUGACAAGACCGAGCACCGGUUACCAGCGACGAGUUGAUCGUCUACGGACAUCGACCCGGAAAACGAAUCGAGCAGCUCCGCCAACUCAUGCUGUUCAACAAAUGAAUCUUUCUCAUGGGAUGACCAAUGAGGUGGGAUUCACUUAUGAGUCUGACGAUAUACAAAUAUGUAACAAAAUCGAUGUUAUAUAA
Messenger RNA from Haemonchus placei, 2964 nucleotides. Lineage: Eukaryota; Metazoa; Nematoda; Chromadorea; Rhabditida; Trichostrongylidae. The record is from the annotation of a GenBank genome assembly.